AUGGUAGACAAAGAAGAAGACUUGUCGAAGGAUUUCUCAGAUCUUUUGGGUCGAGCUUCCACUUUAGAGGGCCAGGGCCGAAGAGCGGAAAGGAGAAACCGAGUGAAGAAUCUUGCCGAUGGCUUGGGAAGAUCUUCCCCAAGGAAUUCUUUGAGCACUGAGGACAAGAAUGCGUCAGUUCGGAAUCUUGCGAAACGCUUCGAAGCACCAUCGAUUCCUGAUACUCAGAGCAUCUCGAGCCAAGGAACAGAGACCACAGCAAGUACGACCACUACAGCAACAACGACAAACAAUUCAAGUUACCAGAACAAGCCUAGUGUGCGCCAUUCCACACCAUCUUCCCAGCCAUCUGCAAAAAUGCUCAUGGCUCAUGCAGCUUUCGCAGGGACUCCAACUAUCAUGGACAAGCUUCCUCCAAAGCGAACAUCAGGAGCACCGACAACAAUCAUGGACAAGCUUCCUCCAAAACGGUCUUCCACAGUUGCUUCAAGAGCUGCUAUAUUUGCGGCAGAAAAUAAAUCUUCUGACAUCAAGUCCUCGCUGACUCCAACGAUUACAGCUGCCCCAGUGCCAUCACCAAAGAUGAAACUGACCCAGGCGUCAUUUUCUCGAACUCCAACCAUGGAACAAAUGCUCCCCGAAACAAGACCAUCAGCGAUAUCACCAACAAAGCCAUCAAACACGGAUUGUACAGAGCCAUCACAGUUCUUCAAGCUAGCACAAGCAGCCUUUUCUGGAUUUUCUAGCACUCCACCUGCUGCACAGAGUCCACCUCAAAAGCGAACGCCCAUGUCAACAGGAAAGGUAGCAUCUUCUCCAGUCCGUUCACCCAAAAUGAAGCUAGCACAAGAUAUGUUUUCGGGCACUCCUGCUAUUACACAGAGCCUUCCGGCCAAGCGCGCCUCGGCAUCUGCGGGGGCUCAGAAGGCGUCCGCCAACCCUGGAUUCUUUGCAGCAUGGAACAAUAUCAAUGCCUUGACACAGCCUUCGAAUAACCCAACACCUCCGAUGUAUGGCUUUGGAAAGUCACCCUCACUAGCCAUCCCGGCUGCGAAGAAUCCAACAACAACUCCGAUGUAUGGCUUUGGAAAGUCACCCUCACUUGCAAUCCCGGCUGCUACUCCACGGAGAAGACAGCCUUCUACGCAAACUACACCCGCCACAAGAGAUGAGCACUCCUUCCUUCACUCGCCAGAGCAACAAGAAGCCUAUAAGCAAAAGUCUCGAAUUCUAAAAGCUCAGAGCGUCAGUACCACCGAUAAGCUUCGAAUGUAUCUCACAUCCGUCCAAGAACCACUGACGGAAAAGAAAACUGGACUAGAUGCUGAACUCGAUGCCAUUGAUGUUCCUUUUUCGUAUGGUGGAAACAGGAACAAUCAAGUGCCUGCCUCACAAUCCGCGCCAAAGAGCCAUGAGAAAUUUGUUGACGAGUCACAUCAAGGCCAAGACGGUGCUAGCGACAGCUCCGAUUCGUCACCAACCUUCUCAGGUGUGGUUUCCAAGUCAAUCGACAAGAUCAUUUGGAACUAUAGUGGGACCUAUUCAGAUAAUCCUCGGGAUUCACCGCCAGCUGUUCCAGUGGUGGACAACCCAGACUCGGCGAAGCGUUCCGGAUUUAUGGAGGUGGACAUUUCCAAAGACGGUAUUGAUGACUUUGAUUUUGUGGAAGACGACGACGAUCUUUUCCAUGACGAGUAUGGAGUAAUCACACAUGCCAAACAAAAAGAGAAAAGGCGCCGAAUGAUUACAUGGUUCUGUGUCUGGGUCGGGGCAGCGGUUGUGGGAUCAUCUUCCAUUUUUGGACUUGGAUUACUCGAUGCUUCAGAUGACGGUGUACGUGUACCUUCAAAGCCAUGGACUGGUGACUGCUUCGGCAACAAACUGGAAUUACGUAUGGCAAUUGAUCGAUUUCUUCAAGACGAAUCCCCAGCAAGUGAUCUGGCUGCAAAGUAUGGCUGGCCCAUCAAUUCAUGGUGCGUCAGUGAACUUGACGACUUUAGCUACUUGUUCCGAGCCCAGGUCGGCGAUGGCGGUAGCCCGGUGCGGCUAUCGAGCUUCAAUGAAGAUAUCAGUGCAUGGGAUGUCAGCAAUGGUCGAUUCUUCAACGAAAUGUUCUUGGGUGCCAACUUCAACCAAGAUUUGUCCAAAUGGAAUGUUGGAAAUGCUAUUAAUAUGGAACGAAUGUUUGAUGCCUCUAGCUUUAGUGGCGACUUGUCAUCUUGGGAUGUGAAGAAUGUCAAGAAUACAAAGUUCAUGUUCCGAAAUGCAAGGAACUUUAACAGCGACUUAUCGAAAUGGCAACUUGCUCCAGAGACCAUGGAAGGAAUGUUCUUGAACGCGGAAUCGUUCUCUAGUGACCUAGGAGGAUUUGAUGUUUCGGAUGUUCGAGACUUUGCCGAUGUCUUUUCGGGUGCUUCUUCCUUCAAUGGCGACAUUUCCACUUGGAAAAUGAAUAGCGCGGAGCGACUCGACAGUCUCUUCAAGGACGCCGAGCUAUUUAAUGGCGAUAUUUCCAAAUGGUCGAUGAAGCCAAGUUCGAUGGAUAGCACAUUUUAUGGGACCAGUUCCUUUACUGGCCGUAGAGGCCUGCAGAACUGGGACACGUCACAAGUGAAUGAUAUGAGUCGGCUCUUUGCCUAUAGCAAAUUCCAAGGCGAUAUUUCAUCUUGGAACAUGGUAUCCGUAACCACCACCAAAGAAAUGUUUUUGGGUUGUCAGUCGUUUGAUGGAGAUGUGUCCAAGUGGGACGUAUCGAAUGUCAAGGACUUUUCGUCCAUGUUUGAGGGAGCCGAUGCCUUUUCUUCCGACCUCUCCAAAUGGGAUGUUUCCUCUGGAACCAAAUUUGAUCGGAUGUUUGCUGGCACGAGCAGUUUCAACAAGGACCUUUCCAUGUGGAAUAUUGCAUCUGUUCGAACCAUGACAGAGAUGUUUGCCAAUGCUACCAGCUAUUCCAAAGACUUGUGCACCUGGGCUCCCCAAGUGAAUCAAACUUUUGACAAGCCGAGUGAUUUGGACCUUUCCCAAUGGUCUCUAUUCGAAGGAACGAGAUGUCCAGAGAAAAAUACUCUUCCUGAUUUUUCAGCUACCCCACCGGGCCCGUUUUGUCAUCCAUGUAGUCAAUAG
Messenger RNA from Cylindrotheca closterium, 3123 nucleotides. The record is from the annotation of a GenBank genome assembly. NCBI's taxonomy places the organism in Eukaryota, Bacillariophyta, Bacillariophyceae, Bacillariales, Bacillariaceae.